AUGAGUGGUGAUAGUUCUCGACACUACGAAGUUCCAGAGCUGUAUGAUAAUGAAGGUGUUGCUCUUAUUCUGGAUGACAACAAUUAUGAUGAGCAAUCCAUUCCUCGCAUUAAUUUGGCGAACAGACAUGGUUGCUACAACAUGGACAAUAAUGGCAGUAAUGAGGAAAACGAAGAGAGUAAUGAGGUAAAAAAGGAAAUUAUUGCUGAGAAUGAUAUUAAUAAUGAUAAUAAUAAUAACGAUAAUAAUGACACCGCGACGGAAAUACUAUUAGGUGAGUAUAGACUCCUUAGACGCUCGGCAGAAGCAUUCAUCUACACUACUAGACGUGCCUGUGCAGAAAUGCAAUUAAAAAGACGAAGAAUGGAUCAACGCGAACGUAUUUUACGUCAUCGUGUAGAGGGUUGCGCAGCAGCGGCACAGUCGCCUAUAAUGAAAUUAAACAUUGGUGGUAUGCGUUUUCACGUUCAACGGGAUACAUUAUUACAAUUCCCCAUGACCUUUUUUAAUAUGUUGGAGGAUCCACUCUUUACAAUACAGAAAGAUAAUCAAGGUCAUGUUUUUCUCGAUCGUGAUCCAUGGUUAUUUCGUGAAAUUCUCUUUCUACUUCGUGAGCGUAGACAACGUAUAAUGGAAAUGGCCCAACCACACCAAACAAACGCAUCACCAUCGUUAGUACUUUUAACGCAUAAUGCGACUGCACGUGAUCGACUAACUCAGUUGCCUCCUUUAGAGCGUAAACGAGUAAUUGAGGAGGCGAAAUAUUAUGGAUUGAAUGAAUUGCUUUCAGAUCUUGCGGUGAUACAGUAUCAAUGGCAGAAGUGUGUACUUGUGCCGGUGCCAGCAUCUAGGUAUGGAGUGGCUACUGUAAUGCGGGAUCGUGAACAAGUGAAUGUACGGCCGCCGGAGGCAUGUUGUUUUGCUACGUGUGUGCGAAUGUAUGAUAGUAUUUAUCUUUUUGGGGGAUGUGCAAAUGAUGAUAAGGUGCUGAACUCUUUUUAUCGACUACAGUUGGAGCAAGUGAAGGGGGAGAAAUGCGAUGAUGAGCAUCCAUGGAAGAACCAACAACAACAACAACAACAAAGACAGGAUCGUCGGGGUCAACAACAGAGGCGAUGGGAUGAUGAUGAUGAUGACGACGAUGAUGAUGAAGAGGAAGAGGAAGAGGAAGAAGAAGAAGAAGAUGAUGAUGAUGAAAAUGAUGAUGAAAGUGAGGAAGAGGGAGAACAAAAAGUUAAUGAGAAGGAAUUACAGGCAUUUGGCUUGAGUGAUGCCUCCUGUACGAGACGUUGGCAAAUCACAUAUGAUGUGAUUGAGACUAUUGCAAAAACACCUCGUGCACGACCUGCAACUCCAGGGGCUCGAACAGGACAUGCGAUGGUAUCCCUGCAAGGGCGUUAUUUACUAGUCUUAUACGGUAAUAAUCUCACUCAUCAUUUAAAUAAUGUUUGGGUUUAUCAUGCGGCACGAAAUAAAUGGUCCUUAGUGAAAUUGCGUGGGGAUUGUGUGGAACCACGCUCUGGACACUCCGUAACGGUGAUACGGGAUCGUUUAUAUCUUAUUGGGGGUAAAAAGAUGUUUGCCUCUUGUGGAUUACUUUGUGCUGAAGUGUUUGUUGGUCGAUUUGAUGUAGAUCGGAUGGAAUUAACGUGGACACUUCUCUCAUGUCAACCCCAACAAGGGCAACGACAACGACAACAAACACGAGAACAAGCAGACGAACAAAGAGCCCGAAGAUUUGAACAAAGACAUAACGGUGGUGGUCGUGGUAGUAGUAUGAAUGAAUCCCAAACUCCAUCAUCCUCUGUAUCCCCAUCAAGACAAGGAAUGGGAAAUGAAGAAGAAAUGGAAACAAGAGAAGAGGAGAAUGAAGAAGAAGAAGAAGGUGUCUGUGAUGUCCCUCCAAUGGCUUAUCACGGGGCAGUAGAUUGGAAAGAUCGGUAUAUCAUCACCUUUGGAGGAGUACGUUGGCCACCACUUCUUCAUCAUGAUGGAAGAGUUUUAUUUUGGAAUGCCACUGAUGCGGCAAGAUCAGAAGCAGCAAGAAGACCACCCUACUUGUAUCAAUUCGAUACGGUAGAUCUUAUAUGUAAACGAUUGCGUACAUAUGCAGAAGGGCCAAAUAUUGUUUCUUCAGAUGUUCCUCGUAGUGGACAUUUUGUUGUGCGAUAUAAUGAUGAUGUUUAUGCUAUGGGAUCUUAUAAUGGUCAACAUCGACCACAUCAGAAACUUGAUCUUUUUCAACUCUCUCUACAGACACGAAUAUGGAGAAGGAUAGAAACAACAGUGGCUCCAAAGCAUAGUCCACCGUGCAGAAGAGCAGCCCCAUGUGGUUUGUUGUUACCCCCACCUAAAGAUAAUGGACGUCCAGUGAUAUUAAUGUAUGGUGGUUAUAGUUUGGCCUCUAGGCGAUAUUUCAAUGAUGCCUAUAUUCUUACUCUGUGA
This is a messenger RNA of Trypanosoma theileri, 2445 nucleotides long. RefSeq lists its product as uncharacterized. NCBI's taxonomy places the organism in Eukaryota, Euglenozoa, Kinetoplastea, Trypanosomatida, Trypanosomatidae. Gene Ontology annotation, biological process: protein homooligomerization. The coding region runs from base 1 to 2445 and encodes 814 amino acids. The transcript has a single exon. The record is from RefSeq and is a predicted model, not a curated record. Gene Ontology annotation, molecular function: protein binding.